AUGGCAACAGUCUCAGCAUUCUCAACUCUACACUCAGUUUGCACUCCUAACGCUCACAGAACCCCAUCUCGUCCUUUCACCCUUCGUAUCACAAAUCGUUUCCUUGAAUUUCCCAUUUCUUUCAAGCACCUCACACUGGAAAAGACCAAUAAUUCCUAUUCCCAUGGGUAUAAAAGAUUAAGGUCACUUGAAGAGGAGACUCAAAUCCCUGAAGAAGAACAACAACAAGAAGUACCAGAAGGAGCUGAACAACGGCCGGUGUCUGUCCCUGUUUCUCCUUCUGACACCCUCACCAUGUAUUUCCAGGCAGAGGGAACAAUGAAUGAAACGGCUAUUCCUAAUGUGACAAAGGCCUUAGAGGGAACUGAGGGUGUGACAGGUUUAAAAGUUCAAGUCCUUGAGGGCAUUGCAAGUGUCGAGUUAACGAAACAGACGACGGUUCAAGCUACAGGGGUGGCUUCUAGUUUGGUUGAGCUGGUACAGAGUUCAGGUUUCAAGUUACAAACAUUGAACCUCAGUUUUCAAGAUGAGGAGGAUGUCCUUGUUUAG
Molecule: messenger RNA, 549 nt
Organism: Dovyalis caffra
Lineage: Eukaryota; Viridiplantae; Streptophyta; Magnoliopsida; Malpighiales; Salicaceae
Source: the annotation of a GenBank genome assembly